This is a messenger RNA of Gongylonema pulchrum, 273 nucleotides long. The record is from the annotation of a GenBank genome assembly. NCBI's taxonomy places the organism in Eukaryota, Metazoa, Nematoda, Chromadorea, Rhabditida, Gongylonematidae.
UUGAAUUUUCAGGGUGGUGGUAGUGGUGGAGCAAUACGUGAUGCUGGUGGUGCAUUCGGAAAGCAGCAAGCUGGAAGAGAAGAGCAAUAUUUUAAGAACAUAGAAAGAGAGCAACUGAAAUCAUUGCGGCUGCAGUACAAGAAUUUGCGCAAAGAGAUGGAACGUGAAAUUGAAGAACACGAAGAGCUUGCACGAGAUCACACCGAAGCUGCUGGCCGGCUGAAGCGUCGCGUUGCCGAAUUGCAACAGGAGGAAGAACAAUUGGGACACUGA